AUGGCAUUUGUGGGAGGCAGACCAGUUUCCCUCGCCCUGCGGUGGUGUUCUAACUCUUCACAGACUCCAAAUGAGAAUUACCUGUUCCCAGUACAGGUGGAUACAGAACAACACCAAAAAGCUGCCAACAUUAUCGCUCUCUUUAAACAGAAAUGUGGAUUUUCAGAACUUUAUUCGUGGCAAAGAGAAAGGAAAGUAAAGACAGAAUUUUAUCUUCACGACGGACCGCCUUACGCAAAUGGUGACCCUCACGUUGGACAUGCUUUAAAUAAGAUUUUGAAAGAUAUAGCCAAUCGAUACCAUAUGCUGAGAGGUUCCAAAAUACAUUUUGUGCCUGGCUGGGAUUGUCAUGGGCUACCCAUCGAAAUAAAAGUAUUAUCAGAACUUGGUGCAAAAGCUCAGAAUCUUUCAGCGGUGGAAAUUAGAGAGAAAGCUAGAUCAUUUGCUAAAGCAGCAAUCGAGAAACAGAGAUCGGCAUUUAUCCGUUGGGGAAUUAUGGCCGAUUGGAAUAAUUGCUACUAUACGUUUGAUGGCAAAUACGAGGCCCAGCAGUUGAGAAUUUUCUACCAAAUGUAUGAGAAGGGCCUGAUUUAUCGAUCUUACAAACCUGUGUUUUGGUCUCCCUCAUCGAGGACGGCAUUGGCCGAAGCAGAACUGGAGUAUAAUCCUGAGCAUGUCAGUCGCUCAGUGUACGUAAAAUUCCCUCUCUUGAAACCUGCUCCGAAGUUGGCGUCUCUUGUAGAUGGUUCAUCUCCGGUUAGUUUUUUAGUCUGGACCACACAGCCUUGGACAAUUCCAGCCAAUCAAGCUGUUUGUUAUAUGCCAGACGCAAAGUAUGCCGUUGUGAAAUGUUCCAAAUCUGGGGAGUUAUACAUACUGGCUGCAGAUAAAGUAACAUCUGUUGCUGCUGUUUUGAAAACAACAUUUGAGGUUAUUUCAACAUUUUCAGGUGCCGAUUUGGAAACGGGUACUUGUACCCAUCCUUUGAUUCCUGAUAAAGUGUCCCCUCUUUUACCUGCAAAUCACGUGACCAUGGCCAAAGGCACGGGGCUGGUGCACACGGCCCCGGCUCACGGCAUGGAAGAUUACAGUGUCGCGUCCCAGCACAAGCUGGCCACGGAUUGUUUAGUGGACGAAGAUGGACUUUUCACAGCAGCUGCAGGUCCCGAACUCCAAAGCAAGGCCGUCCUUGGAGAGGGAACGGAUGCGGUUAUAAAGAUGCUUCAGGCGUCCAAGAACUUGUUGCUAGAGGAAAAGGUGGUGCACAGCUAUCCGUGCGACUGGAGGACCAAGGCGCCGGUGAUCAUCCGCGCCAGCAAGCAGUGGUUUGUAAACAUCGAGGCGCUCAAGGCCACGGCCAAGGAAUUGUUGAAAAAGGUGAAGUUUAUUCCUGGGUCAGCCCUGAAUGCCAUGGUUGAAAUGAUGGACAGGCGGCCCUACUGGUGUAUCUCAAGGCAGAGAGUGUGGGGUGUUCCGAUUCCCGUGUUCCACCAUAAGACCAAAGAUGAGUUCCUGAUCAACAGCCAGACCAUCAAGCAUAUUGUUAAACUGGUGGAACAGCAUGGCAGCGAUGUCUGGUGGACACUCCCCGCCGAGCAGCUCCUGCCUAAAGAAGUCUUAUCUCAGGUCGGUGGUCCCGAUGCCUUGGAGUAUGUCCCUGGACGGGACAUCCUGGACAUCUGGUUUGACAGUGGGACCUCGUGGUCUUGUGUCCUUCCAGGUACGGACCAAAGAGCAGACUUAUACCUGGAAGGAAAAGACCAGCUUGGCGGCUGGUUUCAGUCGUCCUUGUUAACCAGCGUGGCAGUGAGGAAGAAAGCCCCGUUUAGGACAGUGGUUGUUCAUGGGUUUACCCUUGGAGAGAAGGGAGAAAAGAUGUCCAAGUCUCUAGGGAAUGUCAUUGAUCCCGAUAUUGUCAUCAAUGGAGGACAAGACCAAAGCAAAGAGCCCCCUUACGGUGCUGAUGUCCUUCGCUGGUGGGUCGCUGAGUCCAACGUCUUCACUGAAGUGACGAUUAGUCCCUCCGCGCUGAACGCUGCGCGAGAUGACAUUAGCAAGCUCAGGAACACACUCCGCUUUCUUCUGGGGAACGUGGCUGAUUUCAACCCAGAGACAGAUUCCGUCCCUGUGGACAAGAUGUAUGUCCUAGACCAGUACAUGCUGCACCUACUGCAGGACUUAGCGAGCAAGGUUACCGAUUCAUAUAAACAGUAUGACUUCGGAAAAGUCAUUCGGCUUCUAAAAGCCUUUUACACCAGAGAACUCUCUAACUUUUACUUCAGCAUAAUCAAAGAUAGGCUUUACUGUGAGAAGGCGGGCGACCCCAAGCGCCGCUCCUGUCAGACCGCACUGGCCGAGACCCUGGAUGUGAUCGUGCGCUCCGUUGCGCCCAUCCUCCCUCACCUGGCUGAAGAGGUGUUCCAGCACACCCCUUACGCCAAAGAACCCAAGAGUGUUUUUCGCACCGGGUGGAUCAACACUAGCUCCAUCUGGAAGAAGCCCGGGCUGGAGGAGGCGAUGGAGAGCGCCUGCGCCAUGAGAGAUGCAUUUCUUGGGAGCAUCCCUGGCAAGAACGCCGCCGAGUACGAGGUUACCAUUGUCAUCGAGCCGGGACUGCUUUUCGAGAUAAUAGAGAUGCUGCAAGCGGAGGAGACCUCCAGCACCUCGCAGCUGAACGAGCUCAUGAUGGCCUCCCAGACAACAUUACUGUCCCAGGAGCCCCCCACGCUGACUUCGGAUGUCACUGAGAUUAAAGGGACAUUCCUGAUCAAUCUGGAAGGUGGUGAUAUCCGCGAAGAGUCUGCGUAUAAAGUAAUUGUCAUGCCAACUACCAAAGAAAAGUGCCCUCGCUGCUGGAAGUACACAGCCCCGUCCUCCGAGACGCUCUGUCCUCGGUGCACGGACGUGGUUGGUGGGAAGUAGCACCCGCUCUGACGCCGACGGCUGCUCCAAGCGAGACCCGGUAGGACCCACUGCCCUUCGGGUGGACUGUUUACAACGCCGGGAAGAAAUCAAGACUUGGGUAACGAGUGGAAGAGGAAAAGUGGAAGGUGAGCAUCCGAGAAAGAAUCCUACGUUUCCUGUAACUAGAUAAAACAAUGUGUAUAUAUCUGCAGAAACCCACACGUGCAGGAUACUAACACAUCCAAUGGACGCACUCAGGGCACAGGCACCGAGUACGCUCACCUCCAGGGGUGGCCAAGCAGGAGACAUUUUAUAUUGGGCAGAUCUUUUUGACUCAGUAAGUUCUACAAUGUCUACAAAUAAAGGCAUUCUGGGAAAUUA
Molecule: messenger RNA, 3285 nt
Organism: Miniopterus natalensis
Lineage: Eukaryota; Metazoa; Chordata; Mammalia; Chiroptera; Miniopteridae
Source: RefSeq, a predicted model, not a curated record